This is a messenger RNA of Ustilaginoidea virens, 2511 nucleotides long. RefSeq lists its product as uncharacterized. Gene Ontology annotation, molecular function: ATP binding; protein serine/threonine kinase activity. The record is from RefSeq and is a predicted model, not a curated record. Gene Ontology annotation, cellular component: cytoplasm. Lineage: Eukaryota; Fungi; Ascomycota; Sordariomycetes; Hypocreales; Clavicipitaceae. Gene Ontology annotation, biological process: regulation of MAPK cascade; intracellular signal transduction; protein phosphorylation. The coding region runs from base 1 to 2511 and encodes 836 amino acids. The transcript has 5 exons.
AUGGACGGUCCGAGAUCGUCCUUGAACGGCAGUAACCAACGUCGCAAGCUCGUCAAAAAACACCCCUCCCAUUCCCACAACCGCUCCUCAUCAGGCUUCGACGAUUCCCAGUCGCUCGGCAGCAGACACAGUUCCCAGAGUCUCUGCAGGACGCCCAGCGCUCCUCCGCCUCAAUCGUCAUUCACCAGCCCUUCCGUCAACUCGUCGCCCAGGCAGUUGGCCGCGUCUCAGUGGCCGUCGAAUGUCUCGCAUCCUGUCGCCCAGGGAGAGUUUGCCGCCACGUCCAGCAUAAUCAACACCGCCGCUCCAUCGUCAGGGUCCUACCCGCUCCAGGCCCAUCGCCCAACAAACCGACUCUCCGAUUCCCACACUCGUCGACAGAGCAGGGAGCAGCAGUGUGACCACCUUCUCGGCGCACCUUUCGACGGUGCCGCCAUCCUGAGCCGCAUAGAAUCUACCAAGCGCAUCAGCCCGCCGAUAUCCACCACGCCAAGCAAACCCGUCUCGCAGAGCAUACUUGUGAGCCCGGCACUACGAUCAUCACGGAGUUUUGGGAACAUGGAGCCCGCCAUUGCGGAGAAGAUUCACGGUGGCAGGAUAGUUGAUGCCCACGCCGCGACGCCCAAGCGUUAUUCCGACGAGGGCAAAGAGUCCAAACCACCCAUGCUGCGCAAAAAAUCCGGCUUUUCGGGCUUCGUCACCAGCCUGGUUGGAUCGCAAAAGAAGCCCGUCAUUUCAGCGCCAGAGAAUCCCGUUCAUGUCACGCACGUGGGAUAUGACAGCACCACCGGUCAAUUCACGGGACUGCCAAAGGAAUGGCAGCGACUGAUAAACGAAAGCGGCAUUCCCGAAAAGGAGAGGCGGGAGAACCCGCAGACCAUGGUCGAUAUCCUGCAGUUUUACAAGGAAACCACGGAGCGCCCUCCCGAAGAUCAAAUUCUGGAAAAGUUUCACCAUGCCGGACCAGCAGAAAACCGUCAGUACAGCGCGCCUACCUCGCCCAACAUGUAUCCUGCCAACUACAUGGGGAGUUUCGAGAAUCCCCGCGCGCCACCUCCCGUUCCUGCCUCGAAAGGUCCCGGCCGAGAUAUGAUGCCCAGCCGGCCGGCCCCCAAACCGCCCGUUAGCAUGACCAACCGGCCGGUGCAGCAGUCAGGCCCGUAUCAGCCCAAAGACUCGGGCAUCGGCCUACCUCAACAGCCAGACGACAUGGUACCGACCAAAGCGAGAGAGAGUGCGCCAAUGUUGCCGGAAGAACAUCGGUCGAGGUCAAACUCGCGCGCAAACGGUCAAUCUCCGUUCAGCUCCCCAACACCGCAGUCUAGUCAGGCUCCUGGUCAAGGACCGGCAUAUCACCAGCAGCUGAUGCAGCAACAGCACGAGCAGGCUCUGGCGCAAGCCCAAGCGGCCAUGUCUGGCCACAUUGGUCGUGCUCCCAGCAAAAGACAAGCCCCUCAGCCGCAAGGCGCCGUUCCUGGCCCCCAUCAUAACGCGGCUUACGCUCGACCGGGAGAGGUGAAUGGACACGGGCAUGCCUCGCGUCAACAUGCUGGGCCAGGUCCUAUAGUACCAGGCGCGAGGCCCAGGCAGAGAACCCGGCAAAGCAACGGCAUCGACGUUGUGGCGUCUCUCAGGCGCAUCUGCAACGACGGCGACCCGCGAGAAACCUUUCGUGGGUUCACCAAGAUUGGGCAGGGCGCCUCGGGCGGUGUUUUCACGGGCUACGAGAGGGUAACGAACCGCCUGGUCGCGAUCAAGCAGAUGAACCUGGAGCAGCAGCCUAAGAAGGAUCUGAUUAUCAACGAGAUAUUGGUCAUGAAGGACAGCUCGCACCCAAACAUUGUCAACUUCAUCGACAGCUACCUCUGCGGGGGUGAGCUCUGGGUGGUGAUGGAAUUCAUGGAGGGCGGCAGCCUGACAGACGUUGUCACGUACAACAUAAUGACUGAAGGGCAAAUUGCGUCGGUUUGCAAGGAGACGCUGAAGGGGCUGCAACACCUUCACUCCAAGGGCGUCAUACAUCGUGACAUCAAGUCGGACAACAUCUUGCUGUCCAACGAAGGCAACAUCAAACUCACCGACUUUGGCUUUUGCGCCACCAUCAACGAAGCCCAAAACAAGCGGACAACAAUGGUUGGCACGCCCUACUGGAUGGCUCCAGAGGUGGUCACGAGAAAAGAGUAUGGCCGAAAGGUGGACAUUUGGUCCCUUGGAAUCUUGGCAAUCGAGAUGAUUGAGGGCGAACCACCCUAUCUGACCGAAUCGCCGCUACGGGCCUUGUGGCUGAUUGCGACCAACGGCACGCCGCAGAUCAAGAACGAAGACGACCUAUCGCCUGUUUUCCGGGACUUUCUCUACUUUGCUCUCAAGGUCGACCCUGAGAAGAGAGCUAGCGCCCAUGACCUUUUACGGCACGAGUUCAUGAAAUUUUGCGUGGAUCUAGGCCAGCUCGCCCCCCUUGUCCGCGCCGCCCGAGAGCAGAGGGCUCAGGAAAAGGCCAGAAAGCAGUAA